GCGCGCAGUGGGGGGAAGUGGAAUGCAGGCAACUCACUCGUUUUCAACGGUUGGUAAACAAAGCGCAAAACUGAACAACCGAGUGGCAUGGCACCAGCCAGCUCCACGGAAAAGCAACUCCAGCAAGCAAGCAAGCUCCCUCUCUCUCUCUCAUCGCGUGGUGUGUACAGUACAGUAGUGCCCUGUGCUCCUGCUGUCCCGCAGCCGCAGUGCUGGAGCUCAAGCACCAAGGCAUCCAGCCGGCGCCCACAGGACACUGCUAGCCCCAUUCAAGAAUCUUCCAGCUUUCCCAAACAGAACCAACCUUCGGCCAUGGCUUCUUCUUGAUCUGUGGUGCGCGUGGGUCUCCGUCUCCCCUACCGGUGUCGCAAUCUGCAGUAUUUUUUCCCCUUCGGUGCUAGGGAAAAGAGAGAGAAAAUCUCACAUCUUUUGACUGCAGACAUACUAGUUUGAUGCAAGCUUUGUAGAUUGUCUUGGCUGCACUGUCCUAGAGCAAGUUUCUGUCACAAGUGAGAUAUUUCUGCGGGUUCCAAAAAGGAAGCAACGACGAAUUGAACCAUCUGCAGCUUCUUCCGUUGCAUUGCCUCGUACUGCAUACAUCUGCAGCUUCUUCCGUUGAAUUGAGCCAACAAUGGGUAGGGGGAGAGGCAGAGGGAGGAAACAGCUCACCAACGGCAGGACUCACGCGGACAAGAGGAGCAGCGGCGAGGAGGUCGCCGCGCCUGCAAGGAAGAGGAGGGGGCGGCCCCAGAAGCGUGUAGCCGCUGAGAAGACCAUUGAGGCAGAGAUGAAAAAACUGGUGGAGGAGGCCGAUGAUGGCGACGAGGACUACGUGGUGGGAGCAGGGGAUGGUGGUGCCAAGCCGAAGGGCUCCAGAACAGAGCAUGCUUCCGCAGGAGCCGGUGGCACUGGCAACAAGAGGAACAGGGUGCACAAUGAAGAAGAGGGCUCUAGUCUCCUUGACAUGGACGAGAACAGCUCCAGCACUCGGUCCAGCAAUGACGAGUCCACCAGAUCCAAUGGCUUCCGCCAGUCUGGAAGCCGCCGGAAGAGCACCCCACGGCGAGCGGCGGAGGCAGGGCUAUAGUCAGAAGUUGGAGUUGGAAUGCAGCAGAUUCUUUGGUAUCGUUUAGGCAGAUGCUCUUCAGUUUUGUCGCACAUUCAUAUUUUUAGUUGCAAUGUUCAAUUUUUUGUCGUCUUGGUGUUUGCUAGGCCUACAUCUACAUGAGUGUAAAAACAUAUAUAUAAUACUGAUUGCAAGCCAUCUGAAUUUUGUGCUUAUGUUAAUGAAGAAAAUGUAAGAACAAACCACGAAGGGUGUGACUGGUUUGCUGAAUAUCUCUUGGAUGGGAGAUGACGGUCGGCGUUUGGUUCGCAGACGAGGUGAAUACAGAUAAAAAUAUUUUCA
Molecule: messenger RNA, 1408 nt
Organism: Zea mays
Lineage: Eukaryota; Viridiplantae; Streptophyta; Magnoliopsida; Poales; Poaceae
Exons: 2
Coding region: 632-1087 (151 amino acids)
Source: RefSeq, a predicted model, not a curated record